AUGUUGAGAGCUACUAGAGGAUCUUUAAGCAAGCGCAUGGCAUCUGCUGUGCGCCGUAACUAUUCAUCUCACAAGGAGUUGAAAUUCGGCGUUGAGGGAAGAGCCGCCCUUUUGAAAGGUGUUGAAACACUAGCUGAAGCUGUUUCAGCGACUUUGGGUCCUAAGGGUAGAAACGUGUUGAUUGAGCAGCCUUUUGGCGCGCCAAAGAUCACCAAGGAUGGUGUAACGGUGGCCAAAGCCAUUGUGUUGGAGGAUAAAUUCGAAAACAUGGGUGCGAAGUUGCUGCAAGAAGUUGCAUCCAAGACCAACGAAGCUGCUGGUGACGGUACUACGUCUGCCACCGUUUUGGGACGUGCCAUUUUCACGGAAUCCGUCAAAAAUGUCGCGGCCGGCUGUAACCCAAUGGAUCUCAGAAGAGGUACUCAAGCUGCUGUGGAAAAAGUUAUUGGUUUCCUAAGCGCUCAUAAGAAGGAGAUCACCACCUCAGCAGAAAUCGCCCAAGUUGCCACUAUUUCGGCCAACGGCGACGCUCACGUUGGUAAAUUGUUGGCCUCCGCCAUGGAAAAAGUAGGCAAAGAAGGUGUCAUCACCAUCAAGGAGGGUAGAACUUUGGAAGACGAGCUGGAAGUGACUGAGGGUAUGAGAUUCGAUCGCGGUUUUAUCUCUCCUUACUUCAUCACCGACGCCAAGUCCAAUAAGGUUGAAUUCGAGAAACCUUUGAUGUUGCUAAGUGAGAAGAAGAUCUCUUCCAUUCAGGACAUUUUGCCUGCUUUGGAGCUCUCCAAUCAGACCAGAAGACCUCUUUUGAUCAUCGCUGAAGACAUCGAUGGUGAAGCAUUGGCGGCGUGUAUCUUAAACAAGUUGAGAGGUCAAGUUAAGGUUUGUGCCGUCAAGGCUCCUGGUUUCGGUGACAACAGAAAGAACACUCUAGGUGACGUUGCCAUCCUAUCUGGUGGUACCGUUUUCACUGAAGAGCUGGACUUGAAGCCUGAGAACUGUACUUUACAACACCUAGGUUCUUGUGACGCCGUCACCAUCACAAAGGAAGAUACCGUUAUUCUAAACGGUAACGGCAGCAAGGAAAACAUUGCCGCUAGAGUGGAACAGAUAAAGAACUCGAUUGAUUUGACCACGACCAACUCGUACGAAAAGGAAAAACUACAAGAACGUCUUGCUAAACUAUCCGGGGGUGUUGCCGUUGUGAGGGUUGGAGGUGCUUCCGAAGUUGAAGUCAGUGAGAAAAAAGACCGCUACGACGAUGCCUUGAACGCCACAAGAGCCGCUGUCGAAGAAGGUAUUCUACCAGGUGGCGGUACCGCCUUGUUGAAGGCAUGCAAGGUUCUAGAAGAGGUUGAGACUGAGAACUUUGACCAAAAGUUGGGUGUCGACAUCAUCAGAAAGGCUAUCACCAGACCUGCCAGAAAAAUUAUCGAGAACGCCGGUGAGGAAGGUUCUGUCAUUGUUGGCAAGAUCAUCGACGAAUACGGAAACGAUUUCACCAAGGGAUACAAUGCGGCCAAGAGCGAGUACACUGACAUGCUUGCUGCCGGUAUCAUCGACCCCUUCAAGGUUGUGAGAUCCGGUUUACUCGAUGCCUCCGGUGUUGCCUCCUUGUUGGCUACCACUGAGGUGGCUAUCGUGGAUGCUCCUCAACCUCCAAGUGCUGGACCUCCAGGAGGCAUGCCAGGUAUGCCUGGUAUGAUGUAA
This is a messenger RNA of Lachancea sp. 'fantastica', 1707 nucleotides long. The record is from the annotation of a GenBank genome assembly. Lineage: Eukaryota; Fungi; Ascomycota; Saccharomycetes; Saccharomycetales; Saccharomycetaceae.